This is a messenger RNA of Symbiodinium natans, 474 nucleotides long. Lineage: Eukaryota; Dinophyceae; Suessiales; Symbiodiniaceae. The record is from the annotation of a GenBank genome assembly.
AUGACGGAGCAGCUACAGCAGGCCAAAACAGUGGUGCGGGACUUCGUGCUGGAAAUGCGAAUGGGCCGACGCAUGAUGGUGCUGUCGCCAAGUGGCCAGCUGAAGGCAACCACGUGCAGUUUGUCUGGAGACCUUUCGGUUUUCCGGAUCACCCGAGCAAGCCAGGUCAGGCGUGUCUGGCUGAAGAACAUAGCAGGUAUUUUCGCUGGCCAAGAGCCGGAGGGCUUGAGCACUCCUUUGGAUGACCUUUGCGCUACGAUGAUCAUGAGACCUUCGGGCGAGAUGAUCACAUUUCGCUUGGAGCACGUCAAUGCGCGUGACACGUUUGUCAUGUGCAUGAUGCUGUUUGCACAAUCACAAGGUGCUGAAAUAACUGGCUUACCUGGUGAAGCGCAAAGUGGCGAUGAAGAAGAUGGAGUAGAAUUGGUGGUAGAAGAAGCUCAGCUUUCUUCCGCAAUGGGAUCGCAUGCGUGA